UGGAAUGGCACGCGUCCUGGCCUUCAUCGUCCUCUGCCCAGCGGCUCUCGGCGCCUUUGCUCCGGCCUCGGCGCCGGCGUCGCGCCGCGCUGUCGCCUCCGCCGCUUCGCCGCUCGCGCCGCGCAUGGUCGCCGCGCAGGACGUGUACGAGGCCUACCUGCAGCAGGAGACGCCCGUCCGGCAAAAGAUCAAGGACCUGGGGCCGGCGGCGGCCAAGGGCGGCUCGACGGCGCUGGUGGCGGCGGCGGCGGCGGUCGGCUACGUGCUCAUGCCCUCCAGCCGCAUCGCGGUCAACGCCGUCGGCGCCGCCGCCACCGGUGCGCUCGGGCUAGUCGGUCGCAAGAAGAUCGACGAGGAGCGGCGCGAGGCGGCGAGCACGGCGGCGGCGGCGCUGCUGAAACGCGGGCUGUCGGCGGUGACAGCGGACGAGAUCGCCUCGCUCGCCCCCGCCUUUGGCGUCGACAAGCCUCGCUACCAGAAGCAGCUGUCGGAGCUGUUUCUGUACUACCUCUCGGCCUGCCUCGAGGGGAAGCAGGUCCUGCCUGCGGAGCUGUCGGAGCUGCUGCAGCUUAAGGAACUGCUCGGGAUGAGCGCGGCGCAGGUGGGCAACCAGGUCUACGCCGCCGGCCGCGCGCUCUACUCUCGCCACCGAGCCUACCUCGAGUCGGACGUCGAGUCGGAGCCGCUCGCAGCCGACGCGCAGGCGCAGGCGGUCUUGCAGGCCGUCCCCGCGACGGCGGCGCAGCUGGGCGGGAUGCGCGACUCGCUCGGCGUCUCCGAGGCGACGGCGGCCCAGCUGCACCGCGACAUCUUUGCGAAGAAGGCGAGCGCCCUCCUCUCGCCCGACCUCGGAUCCGCCGCCGCUCUGACGCCGGAGGACCGGGCGGCGCUCGACGGCGUGACCGAGCUGCUCGGCCUCGGCCAGCCCGAGGCGACCGAGGUGGUGGCGGAGCUGACGGCGCCGCUCUACGCCCAGAGCCUGAGCGAGGCGCUCGGCGCGCUCGACGCGGCCGGCGACGCCGCCGGCUGCGCGCCGCUCGUCAGCGGGCUGGCGACGCGGCAGCAGCAGCUCGGGAUGGGCGCCGACGCGGCGGCGGAGGCGCUGAGGGGGGCUGUGCGCGGCAGCGCGGCCGAGAAGCUCGGAGAGGCGUGCAAGGCGCUGCGGGUGCAGGACUCGGCGGGCGCCGUCUCGUCGCUCCGCUCCCUCCUCGACUACGCCGACCGCACCACCGCCCUCGUCGAGGCCGCGGGCGCCGCCUCCGAGUCGGGCGCGCCGCUCUACGCCGGCAUCGGCGACGGGGUGCUGCGGGACGCAGAGGUGCUGGCGCUGUACCGCCUCGUCCUGCUGCAGGCGCUGCAGAGCAAGGCGGUCUCGGCCGCCGACGCGGCCGCCCUCGAGUCGCUCCGCCUGAUUCUCGGGAUGAGCGAGGUUGCGGCGGCGCGCGUGUACGAGGCGGCGGCGGGGCCGAUCUACCGUUCGGCGGUGGAGGAGGCGGUCGCAGGCGAGCUGAGCGCGGCGGCGAAGCAGGCGGUGGCCGCCGCCCUCGCCGACCUCGCGCUGCCAGCCUCGUCUGCUGCCUCCAUCGGCCUCGAGGUUUACUCGGCGCGCCUGUCUGGCAUGGUUGAGAACGGUGCCAUCCUGAGCGAGGAGCAGAGCGAGCAGCUCAAGGGGCUGCGCGCCUUCCUCGGCAUCGAGGACGAGGCGGUGUACGCGGUGCACGAGCAGGCGUGCGCCAAGGCGUACCGCACGUCCGUCAAGCAAGUCAUGGGCAACGCGGGCGCCAUCCCGGACGAGUACUGGUCGGGCCUCGACACGCUGCGCGAGCGGAUGGUCCUCUCGCCCGACACGGCGCAGGCGCUCUUCGUCGAGGAGGCGCAGGCCAAGAUGUGCGAGUUUGGCACGCGCGCGCUCGAGGCGCUGCAAGAGGCGCAAAAGGAGGCGCAGAAGGGCGACAGCAAGGGCGACAAGGGCAUCGGAGGGGCCGUCUCGUCGGAGGUGCUCAACCUGGUCGACUUUGCGCUCGCGGCGCGCGUGCUCACGCCGCAGAGCGCCGACGGCGUGGAGACGGAGGUGGCCGCCACGUCGCUCAAGGGCAAGUUCGAGCAGCGCGCGCUCAACGAGCUGUACCGCCAGUACCUCAUCGAGGCGUUCGGCGGCUCGGACGAGGCGCAGAACCAGCGGCUGCUCACUUCGCUCGGCCGGCUCGCCCUCGUGCUCGGCCUCGAGUCGCACGAGGUGAACAAAGUCCACAACGAGCUCGGCUCCAUCAUCAUCCGCCGCUACGCAGGCAACGCGAUCAAGGCGGGGCCGCUCGGCGCCAAGGAGAUGCAGUUCGUGGACUCGAUCCGCGCGACGCUCGAGCUGCCGCAGGACCGGAUCGACGCGCUGCUCCGCGACGUGAGACUGAACCGCGUGGCCGCCCUCAUCGAGGCGAUGUUCGAGAAGAGCAACCUCAACUCUGACGAGAUCCGCAAGGUGCUCUCCGAGGCGGACCUGCUCGAGGUGAACCUGCGCGACGACCUCGACGUGCCAAAGGCGCGGCUGGAGAAGAUGUUUUCCAUCGAGAUGGAGGCGCUCAUCGAGGGCGACGAGCUGACGGCGGACGACUCUUCCGCGCUGCUCGAGCUGUGCGAGUCGCUGCAAAUCGAGGAGGAGCGCGCCGCCGCCCUCGUCGACGAGGCCGUCUCGAAGCGCUGCACCGGGGGCGUGCUGCAGGCGACCGCGUGCAUGCGGCGCGGCGCGAGCACGGAGGUCGUCAAGGAGCUCGACCGCGCGCUCAAGUUCGCGCGCCUCUCGCCCUCGUCGGUCGCGCUCCCCUCGGUGGGCGAGAACGAGAAGGGCGAGCUCUACCUCAUGUACCAGGCGCGAGCCGAGGCGGCAUUCCAACCUGCCGGCUCACCCCUCCCGCCUUCGCCCCUCGCGCCACAGGCCAACUCCGCGGCCGCCUCCUCGCCCACCGCCCAGUCCGUCGCCGACCUCGAGCUGCUCAAGACGGUCAUCGGCAUCAGCCAGCCGCAGGUGGCGUAGCCUGCGCGCGUCGGCCGGCCGCGUCGGCACGCCGUGCCGAGAGGCCGCCGCCCGCCCCUGUCAGGCGUGAUGUGGAUAGCGUCGCCCCUCCCAGUGGGCGGCCGCGAGAGGCGCGAGGGGGAUAAAAGGCGCUGGCGUGUGCGCGGCGGAGAAGCGGCAGCGCCCGUACGUCGCUCGAGUACACGGACGCGCACGGGAGCCAGGGAGCGAGAGUGGACCGAGGGAGAAGGCCGCGGGCAGUAUCGACGGCGAGGUCGCAGGACGCAGCGGCCAGGCUGCGCCGGCUGCUCCAGGGGUACUGCCGUCUCUGAGAGCAAUGAGGGGGGUGUGGGCGCGGCGGUGUGUGCCGUGCAUUGUGGCUCCUCUCGUCUCUCGUCAGGUGCUCUGCCCCCUGAGCGCUUUGCCUACUAUUGAUUCUCUGUCAUGU
Molecule: messenger RNA, 3455 nt
Organism: Emiliania huxleyi CCMP1516
Lineage: Eukaryota; Haptophyta; Isochrysidales; Noelaerhabdaceae
Exons: 9
Coding region: 5-3028 (1007 amino acids)
Biological process (GO): protein import into chloroplast stroma
Cellular component (GO): TOC-TIC supercomplex I
Source: RefSeq, a predicted model, not a curated record